This is a messenger RNA of Oryza sativa Japonica Group (Japanese rice), 2845 nucleotides long. RefSeq lists its product as uncharacterized. Lineage: Eukaryota; Viridiplantae; Streptophyta; Magnoliopsida; Poales; Poaceae. The record is from RefSeq and is a predicted model, not a curated record.
GGCCUGAAUCAUUAAUUUUUUCAGACCGUAAUUGAAUGAAUACCGGGACCGCCAACAACACUCACUCACUACUCCCCUCUCCUCCCCUCCCGACUCGACGAGGAUCCUCCCGUCCCCACGUCGGCUGGCGAUUUUGACUCGCCCGCCGCCGCCUGCGCCGAUCUCCCUCCGACGACUGGCGGCGGCAUCUUCUUCCGCCGCUGCAUUGAGCACCCACGCGCAGAAGUUCUCUUCACCUGUGGGAUGAUGUAGCAACAUUUUAUCUCAACUGAUCCUCCAUACAGUAAUCUCCAAGAUGGAACAGAUUUCACUUGAGCAUCGGUACAAGGAGUGCAGGCCACGAAGAAAUAACAGCUGUCCAACCAAAACACUUGUCGGGAAGGAUCAGUUGAAGGAAUUGGAGCACAGGAGACCAUCACCUAGUGUGAUUGCAAAACUGAUGGGACUUGAUGUGUUGCCACCUGCUUAUGUAGCCCACAAUCAGCACCAGGAAUUCAAGGAUGUAUUCGAAGUGUCAGAGGAACCACAAGAGGCCGUCACGAAAGAGAGAUCACAUAAUUUCCCUAAAGGGUUGCCAAGCUUGAAGCGAAGUGCAUUAAAGCUAAGAAAGCUUAUGCCAUCAAAGUCUCCCUACGGCGAUGAAACAUUUGAUAACAAUGUAGUGAACCAAGAUGGUUUUGAUCGCUUGAACUCGCUAGAGAUAAAUAAUCCUUUGUUUGAGAAGCACCCCUAUGAUGUGAAUUGUUCCCCAAAUUAUCGAUAUGAGAAAGAUAGUACUUCAAGUACUUUCAGGAAGUACCCUGUUGGUUUAGGUAACUCUUCACUUAAAGAAAUUGUUGUUCUGGAGCUAGGCUUAGGGGAAGUCCAACAUUCAGGUAAUGCCUUUUCUACACCAGAACCCUCUGAUGUCAAUAAGAAUUUCAGGAGAAAGAUGAAGCAGGCUGAGUUUUCUACUACGAACAGGGGUUCGCAAAAUCUUUUAGGCACUAAAGAUAUUAAUGUGCCUAGAAUAAAAGGAGAAAGACACUUGACUAGCAAUGCUGUAGAUUCACUGUUAAAGCGACAAGAUUCAUCACUUGAUCAAUAUAACACAGUGGAUACGGAUAACACUGGAUCAUCUCAGAAGUGUGUUAGCAGUGAAGUUAACUCCAGAAAAAGCAACAGGUCAUCAUCAAAUAGCUCACCCUGGAAAAUCCGCCGCAAGUAUGAGGAAGGUGCCAUUGGUUCAAAAACUCUUGCAGAGAUGUUUGCUUUAUCUGAUUCAGAGAGGUUGAAGAGGGAUUCAGACUCACAUGUGCAGAUUCAAGACAAUAAACUUAACCGGGGCAACAACAAUGACAAGGAAGGAUGCUUUAUAGUGUUGCCAAAGCAUGCACCUCGAUUGCCUCCUCACAGUUUGUUGGACAAGAAUUCUUCCUGUGAAAGGUCCCCUCACGAUAUUUUUUUCUCAAAUACAUCAAUUAGUCACAACAGUGGUCAGUUUCACUUCGAUUCUUUCUGGGAUAAACCAACACGGCAGCAAAUUUCAAGUCCCACCCAAGAUGACUUGAGGAAUGCUUCUUGUGCAAGAUAUCACACCUUGGAGCAACAUAGAUCUUCUUUCCCUUCUUAUGAUAAUACCAGAAACAACUCAUGGCAUUUAACUGAUGACUUUUCAACUUUUGCCUGCAUAAAUGAGAAAGUACUUUUCACAACAGAUGAAGACUUGUUGAGAAAACCUACUGAAACAGUGCAUUCUUCGUUUGGAUCACGAUUAUCUGGGGAACAAAAGGUUUCAGCAUCGCCUUUCCAUUGCGGUGUAUAUGAAGCCAUAACUAUUUCUGAUCAUACUUGUGCGGCAAAGUCUCGUAGAAGCUUGAAAGAGGUUGACCGACCAAGCCCAGUGUCUAUUCUUGAGCCUCCAACUGAUGAAGACAGUUGUUGUUCUGGAUACUUAAAAAAUGACUCGCAAGUCAUGCCUAGCAUCGAUAAACAAAUAUAUGGCUGUGAGCUCCGAUAUGAGCAAGAAGUAUCCUUGUCCAGCGACAAUGACAAUGAUUCUUCUGACCAGUCUCUUGAAGCAUUUGAAGUUGAGGAGGAAAAGGAAUUCUCUUAUCUACUUGACAUACUUAUAAGCUCCGGUGUGAUAGUCGCGGACUCACAGCUCUUGUUCAAGUCAUGGCAAUCUUCUGGUUACCUUGUUGGUCCUCAUGUCUUCGACAAGCUUGAGGGGAAGUACAGCAAGGUUGCUACAUGGCCAAGACCACAAAGGAGGCUUCUGUUUGAUCUUGCGAAUUCUGUUCUUUCUGAGAUCCUCGCACCAUGCAUCGACACGCAUCCGUGGGCAAAGUUGAGUAGAAAUUGCUGCCCUGUUUGGGGCCCUGAAGGACCUGUUGAGGUUGUAUGGCAAACAAUGGUCAGGCAGCAGGAAGAGCUUGCUGUAGCACAUCCUGAUGACAAGAUUCUUGAUCCAGAAUGGCUGGAAUUCGGUGAGGGCAUCAACAUGGUGGGAUGGCAUAUAGCCAGGAUGUUACAUGGUGAUCUCUUGGAUGAUGUCAUACUGGAAUUCCUCUCAGGAUUUGUUGCUUCAUGAGGAAAAUUAAUCAAAUUAGUUUGUACUUCGUGUUAUUCAUCAAUACUAGUAACAGUAGUCGAGUGCAAUGACGAGCCAGGAUUUUGCCUGAAGAAACUUGAACCACAUUGGGUGGUGUCUGUAACAGCGUUUCAAGUGCACAUAUGUUGCCUUUUUUCUGGUCCAUGAUAGAGGCUCAGUAUAACAUUUCAUAACUCUUUGAAGGCCGAAGAUGUAUGCACAACACCAUAACAUGUGUAGAAAUGUGAUUCUCUAGGAUACCUUUGCUUGUUA